UUCUUGCAAGUACAGCCAUCUCACGACAAACUCUUCAAUCUUUCGUGUUGAUCAUUAUUCGUAACUUCAUCGACAUUGCAUUCUUGUUCUCUUUGCUUUCUACUUUUAUUUAACACAUUUACUCGCAUUUACUGCAAUCGAUUUAAAACCGGAAGAAUGAAUGAUAAUUUUCUAACUUUUUUUUUUUUUUUUUUUUUUUUUUUUUUUUUUUUUUUNUUUUUUUUUUUUUUUGCUUUUUUUGCUUUUUUUGCUUUUUUUAAAAGCAUAGAAAGAUAUAAGUUGUUUUUAUUGCUUUUUGAUUUUUUUUAUGGUGAAACGAUAAACGAUAUCGUAAUGUCAAGUGCGGAAAAAGUUAUUACGCGAUAUUUUAAGAAUAUAUCUAUAUUGUGUAUAUAUUUGAAGUGAUGCAAGUAUUAUAAUUUAUGCUUACGUAGAUACAAAAAUUUAUAAAAUUGCUGACACCAACGUAACCACCAUCGUUCGACACAUCGAAUGAGAACAAUAGCAUGGUCUGUACCUUGUUCGUAUCGAAAUAACGAAUAUUCGAAUCAGUUGAUCGAAUCGUCGAAGAAACAACGAUUCGCGUGUCGAAAUCGAAUCGAUUUUUAAUUCGCUCGAACCUAUGAUGUAUAUUCGAUUUUGCGGUUUCCCAAUUCUUUUUUUAGUCGCAUGGAGCAUCGAUGGUAUUCAAGUGUUCGGAAAGCAAAAUCGUUUUCCUCAAGAAAUAUCGAAAAAAUUGGACGAGUAUUGGAACUCAUACAAGGCCCGUUAUAAUAAAAGUUACUCCGGAGAUCUCGAGUCUAGUCGAAGAAUAACUUGGGAAGAAAAUCUAAUAAUGAUUUAUAAACAUAAUAUGAUGGCAGCUGCAGGCCAUCACAGUUAUACAUUGAAAGACAAUCAUAUUGCCGAUCUUGGAACUAGACAAUACAUUCGAGAAAUGGUGAAAUUGAUUCCAAGUCGGAAGCGACGUAUAUCGAAAGAUACAUUGGUUGGUGCGAGUUUAUCCGAUAACCAACGUAUUCCACGAGAACUCGAUUGGCGCGAGAUUGGAUUUAAGACACAACCAGAAAAUCAAAGGGAUUGCGGGAGUUGUUACGCGUAUUCCAUAGCUGGCAGCAUCGAGGGACAAAUCUUUAAAAAGACAGGCAUGUUGCUUCCAUUGAGCGAGCAACAAUUAGUCGAUUGCAGUACAUCUACCGGUAAUUUAGGAUGUUCCGGAGGAUCUUUGAGAAACACUUUGAGAUAUCUCGAAAAAGCAAAAGGUUUAAUGGCUAAGACGUAUUAUCCAUACAAGGCGAAACAAGGUCAGUGCCGUUUCAAGGAAGAUUUGAGCGUAGUCAACAUCACUUCAUGGGCAGUGUUACCGGCACGCGACGAGAAAAUUUUGGAAGCUGCAGUAGCGACCAUAGGUCCAAUAGCUGCUUCGAUAAAUGCUAGUCCAAAAACGUUUCAACUUUAUCACAAAGGAAUCUACGAUGACGAAGUUUGUAGUUCGGACAUGGUGAAUCACGCUAUGUUGAUCGUUGGAUACACGCCAACCGAAUGGAUCUUGAAGAAUUGGUGGGGCGAUGGAUGGGGAGAAAACGGAUACAUGCGUUUGGCAAAAAAUAAAAAUCGAUGUGGAAUUGCGAAUUAUGCGGCAUACGCAAAAGUUUAACUCGAUAUACAUAAAUUGGAGAGAGAGAGAGAGAGAAAAAAAAAAAAAAAGAAAAAAAAACGAUCCAUCCAUGUUGAUUUCCGAUUUUCGAUCAUUCGAAAUCGAAUCUCCUCGGCGUUUAACAUUGAAAUUUAUACGCGUUUUCGAUUCACGUCUCGAUUCAAACGCAAACGCAAUCGUGAAAAAUAUCCAUCGAAACCGGUGAACCGUCGACGACAUCAAACGCUACUUCGUACCUUAUUUUUAUUUUCCCAUACACAUUGCAUAUAUACGUUUGAUCGAGUCAAAGAAUUGAAAGAUCAUCUAUUAUUCGAGUUGAAAGAAAG
Apis laboriosa (Himalayan honeybee) is the source of this 1983-nucleotide messenger RNA. Its product is annotated as procathepsin L. The record is from RefSeq and is a predicted model, not a curated record. Gene Ontology annotation, biological process: SMAD protein signal transduction; BMP signaling pathway. Gene Ontology annotation, molecular function: growth factor activity; cytokine activity; cysteine-type endopeptidase activity. Gene Ontology annotation, cellular component: lysosome; extracellular region. The transcript has 5 exons. Bases 623 to 1657 code for a protein of 344 amino acids. Lineage: Eukaryota; Metazoa; Arthropoda; Insecta; Hymenoptera; Apidae.